Calliphora vicina (urban bluebottle blowfly) is the source of this 986-nucleotide messenger RNA. RefSeq names its product alpha-tocopherol transfer protein-like. The record is from RefSeq and is a predicted model, not a curated record. Gene Ontology annotation, cellular component: membrane. Bases 43 to 975 code for a protein of 310 amino acids. NCBI's taxonomy places the organism in Eukaryota, Metazoa, Arthropoda, Insecta, Diptera, Calliphoridae. Gene Ontology annotation, molecular function: phosphatidylinositol bisphosphate binding. The transcript is spliced from 3 exons.
AGUUGUCAAGACGUUAAGAUAUCAAAGAACACUGGAAAUACCAUGUCGAAAAUACGUCCAUUACCACCAUGGCUGCAAAAAGUGGCCAUUGAAGAAUUAAAUGAAGAUCCCAGCAGAAUUGAAAAUGAUUUACAAACACUAAAGACCUGGAUAGAUCAACAGCCCCAUUUGAGAGCACGUACCGAUGAUCAAUUUCUGUUGGCCUUUUUGAGGGGCUGUAAAUAUAGUUUGGAAAAGGCUAAAUCGAAAAUUGAUAAAUACUAUAUGUUAAGAUCAAAAUUUCCCGAAUUGUUUGCUUUAAGAGAUUUGGAUGAUGAUAAAAUAAAGGAAAUUAUAAGAAUUGGUUUUGGUGUGGUGCUGCCUACACCCUUAAAUGAAACUGGUCCCAGAAUUAUGCUAGUACGCAAUGGCAUUUAUGAUCCUAAUAAAUAUGAUUUUCUUGAUAUAAUGCGCGUGGCCCAGGCUUAUAAUGAGAUCAUUAUGUGGGAAGAUGAUGUGGCCAUUAUAAAUGGUUUUGUUCAUAUAUCCGACUUGAAAGGCUGGACCAAACAACACUUCUUUAAAGUAACACCCAGUAUGAUGAAAAAAGUAAUGGUUUAUUCCGAAGAUGCCAUGCCCUUAAGACCCAAAGCCUCGCAUGUGAUUAAUGCCCCCUCUGUUUUUGAGUCCGUUUUUAAUGUGUUCAAGCAUCUGAUGACGGAAAAACAAGUGAAUAGGAUGACUAUUUAUGGCUCGAAUAUUGAGAAAAUGUAUGAAAAAAUCCCCUUGAAAUAUUUACCCAAAGAAUAUGGUGGUGAAAAUGGUUCUAUACCCGAACUAAUUGCGGAAUGGGAACAGAAAAUUUUAUCGUAUAGAGAUUAUUUUCUAGAAGAGGCCAACUAUGGUACCGAUGAGCACUUAAGGCCUGGUAAACCUAUUGAUUUUGAUAAUAUUUUUGGUAUGGAAGGUUCAUUUAGGAAAUUGAAUGUUGAUUAAAUAAAAAGUUA